GAGGUUAGUAAAUGCUAAGAAAAUUAAUUUACAGUUUUUAUUUCAACUGUCUGCGUCGUAUAAAUUAUGUCUUCUAAUCUAGAGUACGCACUGGAUUUGAUGCGCCGUCUUCCACCGAUAAAUACGGAUGAAAAUCUGUAUGAUUUGUGCGACUUAGUGCCAAAGAUUCUAGAAGAACUUUUGAGUAGCGUCGAUCAGACUUUGAAGAUAGCGCACGACAACAAGCAAGGGAAGGAUUUUUUGUUGUGUGAUUAUAACAGAGAUGGCGAUUCUUACAGGUCUCCAUGGUCGAACGAGUACCAACCGCCAUUUCCUGAUGGUAUCACGCCUAGCCCCGCUCUGAGAGAGCUAGAAAUCUGGGCUAAUGAGGCGUUUGACAUAUACCGCGAGCUUUAUUUUGAAGGAGGUCUUUCUUCUUGCUAUCUAUGGGAUACUACAGAUGGUCUCGCUGGUGUAGUUCUUAUUAAAAAAACCCAAGACCAAUCUAAGCAAGGCCAGCCCAUGCGAGGCACUUGGGACUCUAUUCAUGUCGUUGAGAUAGCUGAUCAAAAAGAGUCGACGGUGUACAAGCUGACAUCAACUAUCAUGCUUUCAAUUCAAACCAACACCGAGCAAACUGGUGACGUUUGCUUAGCUGGUAACCUUACGCGCCAAGAAGAAGGUACAUUUCCUGUGAAGAAUCAGAAGUCUCACAUAGCUAACUUUGGGAGGAUGAUUGAGAAUAUGGAGAAUAAGCUUCGAAUGACCACGGAAACUAUUUACUUUGGAAAAACCAAAAACAUUGUAUCGGACCUUCGUACUAUUAUGUCGGCUUCAUCAUUGAAGGCGCGUCAGACCGCCAUGAAAAAUAUAAGUACUGCUAUUAGCCAGCAACAGUAAUGGGAUAUGAUAGGGAUAUGAUAUAAAUGGGCAUAGCUCGCCUGCAUCUUCCCUGUUGCUCAUUGAUGGUUUGAGAUCAAAUUCUUUUAACAAAAAGGCCUUUGAAACUAGAAAUUAAAAAACAAUAAUAAGCUUUUGAGGUUGGCAUUUAUAAAAAUAUAAGCCCGAAUCUAGAUUUAUUAUAUAUGUAAACAUAUUUUUGAAACUA
Messenger RNA from Schistocerca gregaria, 1087 nucleotides. Its product is annotated as F-actin-capping protein subunit beta-like. The coding region runs from base 67 to 879 and encodes 270 amino acids. The record is from RefSeq and is a predicted model, not a curated record. Lineage: Eukaryota; Metazoa; Arthropoda; Insecta; Orthoptera; Acrididae. Gene Ontology annotation, molecular function: actin filament binding. Gene Ontology annotation, cellular component: F-actin capping protein complex; cytoplasm. The transcript is spliced from 4 exons. Gene Ontology annotation, biological process: actin cytoskeleton organization; cell morphogenesis; barbed-end actin filament capping.